CCCGCCGGCCAUGCCGCGGGUGUACAUCGGCCGCCUCAGCUACCAGGCGCGGGAGCGGGACGUGGAGCGCUUCUUCAAGGGCUACGGCAAGAUCCUGGAGGUCGAUCUCAAGAACGGGUACGGCUUUGUUGAGUUUGAUGAUCUCCGGGAUGCAGAUGAUGCUGUUUAUGAGCUCAAUGGUAAAGAUCUCUGUGGGGAGAGAGUGAUCGUGGAGCACGCCCGAGGCCCGCGGCGCGACAGCAGUUACGGUUCCGGACGCAGUGGAUAUGGUUAUAGAAGAAGCGGAAGAGAUAAGUACGGUCCUCCCACCCGUACAGAAUACAGAUUGAUUGUGGAAAAUUUGUCAAGCCGCUGCAGUUGGCAAGACCUUAAGGAUUAUAUGCGUCAGGCAGGGGAAGUGACAUAUGCAGAUGCACACAAAGGAAGGAAAAAUGAAGGUGUGAUUGAGUUCAAAUCCUAUUCUGACAUGAAAAGAGCCCUUGAAAAGCUGGACGGGACAGAAGUAAAUGGCAGGAAGAUUAGAUUAGUGGAAGACAGACCUGGAUCGAGGCGGCGCCGCUCUUACUCCAGGAGCCGAAGCCAUUCGAGGUCUCGCUCUCGAAGCAGGCACUCCCAUAAGAGCAGGAGCCACAGUGCCAGUAGCAGUCACUCCAAGAGUAGAUCAAGAUCCAGGUCUGUGUCCCGUUCCAGAAGCAAGAGCCGUAGUCGAAGCAAGAGCCAUAGCAGAGGCCAAAAAGAGAAAAGCAGGACUCCAAGUAAAGAGGAUAAAAGUAGGAGCCGCAGCAGGAGUGCAGAGAAAUCCCAAAACAAAAGCAAAGAUAAAUCUGAGAGCACUCUCCAUAACAGUGAUGAGAAAGCAAAGAGCAGGAGCUGCAGCAAGGAGAAGAGCAGGAGCAGGAGUAAGGACAGGGAAGAGAUGAGAGAGAGCAUGAGGAGCAGGAGCAAGGAGAAGAGUAGGAGCAAAGACAGGGAGAAGAGCAUCAGCAAGGCUAGGAGCAGGAGCAAGAGCAGGGAUGAGAGUAGGAGCAGGAGCCACAGUAAGGAUAAAAGGAAAAGUCGGAAGAGAAGCAGGGGUAACAGCAGGAGCAGAAGCAGGAGCCGCAGCAAGUAUGAGAAAAGCAAGAGGCGCAGCAAGCGAGACAGCAAACCAGGUAGCAAGAAGAAAAGGAAGGAUGGCCACGAGCGGUCCAGGUCAGACUCCAAAGAGGAGCAUCUAAAAUCAGAGCCUGUCAAAAAGGAGGCAGACGGUGAGGGUGAGGAUGCAGCCACAUGCCCAGUGUCUCGCUCCAGGUCUAGGUCCAUUUCCAAGCCAAACCUAAAUGUCAAAUCAGAUUCUCGUUCCAGGUCUAAGUCUGUUUCAAAGCCUAGGUCCCGGUCCAAGUCUAGGUCUAGGUCUGCCUCUGGGUCACACUCCCCAUCGCAGUCAAGGUCUCGCUCCACAUCCUAACCUUGCUGCACCCACACGUGGACCGGUUGGAGGAGUCUUUUGUACCUGUGUAGUAGUCGUAGCGCAAGUGAUUGAAGUAGAGAACACAUCGAUGCUGUGUCUUUUCAGGAACCCCGAUGGGAUGUCUCGCUGUCCAUGCAGUGCCCCCUCCCUGCAGUGCUCACUGGUGCAAGGCUGCUCAUUCUCUUUAACCCCACCUCUUCCAGAGCACCCAAAUUGCCCUGUUUUUCCAGGCAGAGCCUUGCAGGGAAUGUGCACUGCCCCGUGGUGAGUAGAGGGGGUUGCAGUGCUGACUGAUAGGUGGGUAUGAUGGCCUCAACAGUCUUUGCCCUUGAACUGAUGCCCUUUGAUGUACACCAUUUAGUGGAAGUGCUGAGCCUUCAGUUUCAUACUACUUUUGUUCCAUGUUUUUUGGACUUGUGAAUAGCACAGUCAAAAAGGGGGUGGGUGGGGAAAAAAAAAACAGAGGUACUUGCAGCAAUCCAUAGGGAAAAGUAGAGUUCCGUAUUGUGGCAAUAUCCUUGUUUUGUAUUAUUUUUUAUUCUAUUUAUGUUUUCCCUGUCUUGCAGAGUACAGUGAUUCCUGUGCCCAUGAGAUUUGAAUAAAGACUAUUUUUGCUUGAUGACA
Molecule: messenger RNA, 2074 nt
Organism: Neopsephotus bourkii (Bourke's parrot)
Lineage: Eukaryota; Metazoa; Chordata; Aves; Psittaciformes; Psittacidae
Gene: SRSF4
Product: serine and arginine rich splicing factor 4
Exons: 6
Coding region: 11-1447 (478 amino acids)
Biological process (GO): mRNA splice site recognition; alternative mRNA splicing, via spliceosome
Cellular component (GO): nucleus; ribonucleoprotein complex; cytoplasm
Molecular function (GO): mRNA binding
Source: RefSeq, a predicted model, not a curated record